CCUGGGCUGGACUCAAACCCAGCAAUUUCAUUGGCAGGAGACUGAAUUGUCUCAAAUGGGGGGUUAGGUUGUGAGAUGCCAGUUCCGCCCUUCGUACACAGCCCGGAUAGGGACACACUGAGGAGCAGGCUGGGAAUUGUCCCCUGCUGCCGCCUGUAACUCCCUGCAACUCCCUGCUCCUGUGUCCCUGACAUUCCCAUCCCCUGUACUCACAUCUCCAGCCUCGUCUACUGGAUUUGCACCAGACUCGCAGCAAUAUGAAACCAUUGAUGUACGAGGCAUUUCCUACCCCCCGAGAUUUACAAUGGACUGUGUGUUCCUGAUUUGCAGGAUUUCCAAAGAUGAAACCAGAAAUUUCAGAAAUAAAAUUAGAGGAAGAACAUUCAGAAGAUCAUCUGAACCCAAUGGAAAUCAUGGCAGUUACACUUACUGAUGGGGCAGGUUUCCUGGAACCAGAACCAGAGAUAUUACAGGUUAAAAUAGAGGAAGAAGAACUGGGCUUUGUAGAGCCGAUACACCAGAUGGAACGGACAUCAAGCAGAUUUACAAAUGGGCGAGGAUAUUGUGAGGAAAGGCAGAUGCCCCAAGAAAACUACAUAAGUCCCGACUUCCUGAAAGAGUUCAUAGAUAUGUACCGCGCUCUCCCGUGCUUGUGGAAAGUGAAGUCGACUGAUUAUUUUAACAAGCAGAAGAAGAACCGGGCUUACGAGAAACUGCUGAGACUGUGCAAGACCGUGUAUCCCACCGCCAACCUGGAAUAUGUCAAACACAAAAUCGCCAACCUAAGAACAGUCUUCAAAAAGGAGCUGAAGAAAGUGGAAUUAUCCAAACGAUCCGGGGCCACGGGGGAUAACGUGUACGUCCCUCGUCUCUGGUAUUUCGAACUGCUAAAAUUUACCAUCGAGCAGGACGCAACCUGCAACGCCACGUCCAACAUGGUGGAAGAUGAAGAUGUGAUCCCUUGUGACCUAGGCGAGGAGGAGAAACGGGCCAGUGAAGACAGCUUUGUUGAAAUUAUUGAAAGUCCAAAUUUGUCUCAGGCGAGUAUCCACAGGCAGAACGAGGCGCUGGUGGAAAACGACGCUGAAGAAUUUAGUCUCCCAAAGAAGCAAAUGAAGCGAAAACUGUGCAACGACGACCUGGAAAAACAGUUGUUGUCCCAAGCGGCGGCCAUUUUGAGCAGAGACGAUGACGAGUGCGACAAUUUUGGGGUCAUCGUAGCGUCAAAGCUUCGUAAAAUGGACGAGAACCAAAGACUGGCCGCCGAGAUGAUUAUAUGGGACGUGUUGCAUAAAGGGAUGUUGAAGCAGCUGAAUGUACAGGAUCCCAUUGGACAAUAUACGGGACCAGUACAUCAGGCUUAUAAAUAAAUAGUCUGGGACUCUUGGGUUCAACCAUCAGAACCUCUCCUGCUGCUGCCCAGAUUCUGUUCCUUUUAGCGACACCACAGUCUCUGUUGCCCAGAGAGGAUCCUGGCUCCGUUCAUGUAUUGAAGGAAGACUCUGCACUUGGGGCCGGGCCCCUGACUGGAUGAGACCUGGGCAGGAAUUCAGAUACUGUAGUGUUUUUAUUUUCUCUUCAGGAAGUGCAGCAAAGCCUCUGUGUUUGCUCUUUUGUAGCUCUUAGUUCCUCCCGUAGGCUCUAGUUCCACCCCCAAAAUCGUUUAUACAGAGAUCAGUUUAGGAGAUUUUUAUCGAUAGUCACAAGUUUUUACUUAAUAACUUUACAUUUCUCCUGUGACAAUAUAGAGAAACCUAUAUACGUUCCUUUGUCCAACACUG
Molecule: messenger RNA, 1781 nt
Organism: Xenopus laevis (African clawed frog)
Lineage: Eukaryota; Metazoa; Chordata; Amphibia; Anura; Pipidae
Exons: 5
Coding region: 342-1370 (342 amino acids)
Source: RefSeq, a predicted model, not a curated record